GACAAUGGCCAACUUCCAUGACGUUGGUUGACGCUGCUCCAGACGUCCACCAUCGCGCUCUCAACACCCCCAACGCCUCGCGGAACCGCCGCCACGACGGAGAUGAGAAGCCCGCGACCGCGUGAACGCUCGCCCGUCGCUGUCCCACGCUGAGCGACCUCCUAGCCGCCCGCGUAUACCCAUGCCAAUGGCGCCCGACGGCCCCAGCAACAUCCGUGUCUUCGUGCACUGGGCCGACCAGACCGUCUUUGCCGGAGAGGACGUCAAGUGCACCGUCACCUUCAAGAACGUCGCCCCGGACCAGAGCCAGCAGCAGCGGCAGCGGCAGCAUGCGCAGCAGCAGCAGCAGCAGCAGCAGCAAGGGACCGACAGGCACAGGAACGGCCGGGCCAAGGCCGCCGCGAGCCUCACUUCUCCGCCCCCCGCCAGCUCCGGCAGAGGGCACCGCCGGUCAGCGCUCUCGCUGAGCAUACCCGGGGCGGCUGCGCACAGUCGGUCGGGCUCGAUACAAUGGCCGCAUACGGCGAGCAGCGCCGAGUGGCGGACGGGCCACAACCAUAAGCGUUCCCUCUCCAUCGUCUCGAUUGGAUCCGCCAGCACCGUCGACGAUCAUGCCCAGCGGAACGAGAGCCACUCGAUGCCUCAGCGCCCGCGCCGGGGACACAACCGUGCUGCCAGUCUGCAGAUACUGCCUCGUGGCCAGCCGGUGCCGUCAGGCCCAAAUUCAGCAACGACGAGGCAAAAUAGUUCGCCCUUGUUCAAUGCAUCAUACCCCCCCGAUCGUUUCGGCCGACAGACAGGAGCAUCGACGGUGCCCACCACACCCCAUCCCGGAGGGCUUAGGCGAUCGCCGAGAACAUCCCCGAAUCUCAUGCCGGAAUUCCGAUUUCCUGCCACAUCACCGUCCGAAGCUGACCCUCAACAAAGCCCGCGGAAGCCCCCUGUUGAUGGUCUGUUGAAUCCCAAGAGCGGCGGUGGCGAUCACAACAACCUCGCUAUGCGACAAAAAGACCUACCCCUAAGUGCUAUAGACAGGCCUGCGGCGCGAAUCCUGUCGAGCACGAGCAUACCCGGAGGAACACCGCGUAGUAGCGGCGAGUUUUACUCCAUGAGCAACAAUUCAUCAGAGACGCUGGCAUCGGAAUACGUGGCGCACCCGCUCACCAGAGGGCACGGGAGGUCGCCGCAACUCCGGCGCAGCUUCGGUAUGAUCCAGCAGCAGUCACGAGCGCCGGAGUCGCUCAUGAUGGGCUAUGCCCAACUUCAAGGCUCCUUCAUGCUGGACGGCUCACUUGUCAGCCUGGGACCCUUCGAGCAAGUCAAGAAGAAGGCAGCGGUUGGCGGCAGAGGCGGCGGCGUGAUUGGCGUUGACUCGCAGAGGAGAGAGAGCGGACUGCUGCGUGGUUUUGGCUGGAGCAACAUUAGCAGCUCCCUGGGCGAUUUUCUGGGUGGUGGGGAGUUGAGCACUAUCAAGGAGAUGCGGGGAGUCGCAAACUCAAAGUCCGUGCCGCUCCUGAGCACGCCGCAGUCUAUCCUCUUCGUCGACCUCCAACUGGCUCCAGGCGAGAGCCGGUCUUUUGAGUACACGUUUAAGCUGCCAAAGGGCCUCCCGCCGACGCACAAGGGCAAGGCAGUCAAGAUCUCGUAUAGCCUUGUCAUUGGCACGCAGAGGGUCGGCGGCGCCAAGGAGCAGCAGGUUCGCUCAGUCGAGGUGCCAUUCCGUGUGCUGGGAAGCGUCAACAGCCACGGGGAGAUCUUGGGCCACGACUUGAUGAACCCAUACGUCUUGUUGCGGGACGAGGCCAUCGUAAAGACGCUUGGCAAAGGCAAAAAGUCACACGCUGACCGGGGGCCAUGCGACUCGCCGGCAACGAUGAACGAAUUCCUAACGUAUGUCGAUGAACUCCUUACGCGACCGCGAGACGAAGUUGGCGGCACAUUGUUAUCUCCGACCGAGAGCCUUGGUGGUGCAGGACGGCAGUCUUCAUUCGAGGAUACUACUAGCGCCAAGGAGGCCAUCCAUCUUGCCAUUAUGAGGAGCAACCAGGCUGGGGAAGGACAGCAGAGCCCCAACCGGUUCGAGAUUGCGCGAAACGGGCAGCGUGUCGGUGUUGUCAUGCUCACGAGACCGGCAUACCGGCUGGGCGAAGUGGUCACCAUGGCCAUUGACUUUACCGAUGCCGACAUACCAUGCUACGCAGUCCAUGCGACUCUGGAGACGUCGGAGAAAGUGGACCAGUCGCUCGCCCUGCGCUCCGAGUCGAGCAUCCACCGCGUCACAAGGAAGAUCUAUGUAGCAGCGUCGGAGGCCGCCCUCUACUCACGACGCGUCGUAUUCACGCCAACAAUCCCGAUAUCCGCAACGCCCGAGUUUGUCACGAGCGGCGUCAGCUUCGAGUGGUCGAUACGCGUCGAGUUUGUCGUUCCGUACCAGGGCCCGCAGGGGCCAGACACGGGCGAGCCGCGGACGGUGCACCCUCUUUUGGAGCAGAUCUCGCAAGACGAAAAGGGAGGGCUCGUGCUGGUUGCCAUGGAGAACCUGGCGUGCGAGAGCUUCGACGUAUCUGUGCCGCUGCGCGUCUACGGGGCCGUGGGUAGCGGGCUGGAGCGCCUUGAGCGGGAUGAGGCCGCCGAGGAAGGGCUGGUAGUGUGAAGAUUACGGGCGGGCGACGGAGUUGGGGGUUUAGCUGGCACAUAGAUAAUUGGAUACACGGCGCGGCUCGGAUGCCCGCUGAAAUACGCGUUCGCACAUGUAUAUGGACCUGAGCGUCCAUCGUGAAACACGGCGGCCAAGAUGUGGACAUGAAUUCGAACGCGACAAUGGCUUGUUCGAC
Messenger RNA from Purpureocillium takamizusanense, 2834 nucleotides. It is a transcript of the gene RGP1, whose product is annotated as Golgi membrane exchange factor (Ric1p-Rgp1p) subunit. NCBI's taxonomy places the organism in Eukaryota, Fungi, Ascomycota, Sordariomycetes, Hypocreales, Ophiocordycipitaceae. The record is from RefSeq and is a predicted model, not a curated record. Gene Ontology annotation, biological process: retrograde transport, endosome to Golgi. Gene Ontology annotation, cellular component: Golgi membrane; Ric1-Rgp1 guanyl-nucleotide exchange factor complex. The transcript has 2 exons. The coding region runs from base 182 to 2653 and encodes 823 amino acids.